Durusdinium trenchii is the source of this 930-nucleotide messenger RNA. The record is from the annotation of a GenBank genome assembly. Lineage: Eukaryota; Dinophyceae; Suessiales; Symbiodiniaceae.
AUGAAGCUCCACAUCUGCCUACUGAGCGGGGCAAACACGGAGCUGGACCUGCCGAGUACCGACGUGAGCGUGGGGCAGUUGAGGCGCAAAGCUCAAGUGCAGCUGUGCUGCGGCAUUGAUCAGUUGAUCACCUCUGAUGGCCGAGUGCUGAAGGAGUCCAUGUCGGUGGAGGAUGCGUGCUUGAACGACGAUGAAACGCUGACGGCGAGCGUGAGACCCACACAGAUCGUUGCCAGCGUGCGGGGCCUGGCGAUGGCCUACCACCGCUGUGAUGGCUCCGUGGAGACGUGGGGCUUCCGAGACUCUGGGGGCGACAGCAGCAGGGUGGCUCCGGCGCUGUGCGAUGUGAGGAGCAUCACGCCCAACGCACGUGGCUUUGCAGCGGUGCUGUACAGUGGCCGAGUGGUGACCUGGGGCAUUGCACCCUGUGGUGGUGAUUCGUCUCACUUUCAAGAUGAGCUCUUUGAUGUGCAAGACAUUGCAAGCACUGCCUUGUCCUUUGCUGCAGUGCGAAGCGACGGAGUUCUGAUUCAAUGGGGCUCCAUGAAGCCUUUGCCCUUGAAACGCAUGGAUGGAGUUCAACAGGUGGUUGGAAGCGCGAUGGCCUAUGCGGCACUCUUGAAGGAUGGAGAAGUCUUGACAUGGGGUCAUGGCGAGUAUGGUGGCGACAGCCAUGAGGUUCAAGGCGAACUGGUGGAGGUGCAGCGGCUCUACGCCACCAAUGCUGCCUUUGCGGCGCUUCGGGCAGAUGCACGUUUGGUGACCUGGGGAGGAGGGGAGCUGCAGGAAACGCUUGCAGAGGUCGAGGAGGUGCCGAUUCGGCCGGGUCUUCAAAGUUUCGGGCUCACAAGGAAGGAUCAGACAAGGGAAGGCGACCCGGAUGGGGGAUGCCUUGGUUUCGUUCGCAUUAUGCCGCAUGCCAGUGCCUGA